UCAGCUGUUUGUUGUGCUGGCUGUGUGUUAGCCCUGCUCUGUGUCUUGCAGGCGUGGGCCCUGGAGACGGGUAAAUACCAGGAGGGCGUGGAUGAACCUGAGCCGGCCAAGUGGAAGGCGAACCUCCGCUGCGCUCUGAACAAGAGCCGAGAGUUUCAGCUGAAGUACGACGGCACCAAAGAGACUCCGGUUCAACCCUACAAGAUCUACGAGGUCUGUGAGCAGAGCGGGAACACAGAUGGAGCCGACGACGAUGACGAGGAGAUGCCCAACCUGAUGGACCUCACCAUCAACCCCAGGAUCGUCGGUGCCCCCCCCUCCUUUGGCUCCUUCCCAGCGCAUUCUGAGGCGGUGUUUGAACACAUGAUCCCCAUGACCUCCGACCUCCGGGCUCAGGGUCCGAUGGUGGUUCAGGGGAGCUUCGUCCACGCCGCAGGACUCUCCAACGGACUCCAGGACCUGAACUCUCUGCCCCCCCCGCCGGCAGCAUCCGCUCCCCCCGAGCCGGCACCGAUGGAGGCCAGCAGUAUGGGGGACGUCCAGAACCAGCAACCUUGCAAGUACGACCUGCUGAGCAGCGUCCCACUAACAGAUCUUGACCUGAGGUUCCAGUAUCGAGGCCGGUCGACCGGCUCUCUGACCGUCAGUAACCCUCAGGGCUGCCGGAUUUACUACGGACACCUGGAGCCGACUCCGGAGCAGGUGGACCUGUUUGGACCCGUCACCCUGCAGCAGGUCCUGUUCCCCGGGACGUCUGAGGUUCAGAACCAGAAGCAGAGGUUCUACACUGACGCCCUGCUGGACGUCAUGGACCGCGGGCUGAUCCUGGAGAUCUGGGAGCAAGACAUCUAUGCCGUCCGCCUCUGUCAGUGCAAAGUGUUCUGGUCCGGACCCGGCAUGCCCGAGCACGGUCCACCGAACCCCCUGGAGCGGGAGAAGAAGAUCAAGGUGUUCAGCCUCAACGACUUCCUGCAAGGGCUGAUCCUGUUCCAUAGAGGGGAAACUCAGAACCCUCCACCCUUCGAGAUCUAUUUCUGUUUCGGGGAGGACUGGCCCGACAAGAAACCCAAAGAGAAGAAGCUCAUCAUCGUCCAGGUUGUUCCCGUCGUGGCUCGGAUCCUGACAGAGAUGUUCUCUGGAGAACUCAGUUGGUCCACAGACAGCAUCCGGCUGCAGAUCUCAAACCCUGACGUGAAGGACCAGACGGUGGAGCAGUUCAAGGAGCUGCAGAGGCUCCUGCAGAGCCAACAUAUCCAGGGGCCCUGGACACCCGACAACGUCCCCUGAUCCACACACCCAGAGGUUGAACCACCCACCCGAUCCACACACCCAGAGGUUGAACCCCCCCCCCCCGACCCACACCCAGAGGUUGGACCCCUCGACGUCCCCUGAGUAAUGACUAUCAAACUACAGAACUUUUCACUUUGUCAGCUUAUCUCAGCUUUAGAAGAAGUGAAACUUUCCGUUGAUCAUCAGAACUGUGUCAAGUUAAAGGAAGUGUGUCUCACGUCUAAAGAGACUUCAUUCUGACUGAAGUAUCCGCUGUAAAAGAUCUAAAUCCUAAAUCAUGUCGUCUGCAGGUUUGUUUUUGAUAACUUCAUGUGACGCUUCAGUAUAUAGAAGUACUUUUAAUGAGACUUAAACUCUGAUCUGUCCUUU
This is a messenger RNA of Anarrhichthys ocellatus (wolf-eel), 1659 nucleotides long. It is a transcript of the gene irf5, whose product is annotated as interferon regulatory factor 5. Gene Ontology annotation, biological process: regulation of transcription by RNA polymerase II; immune system process. The record is from RefSeq and is a predicted model, not a curated record. Gene Ontology annotation, molecular function: RNA polymerase II cis-regulatory region sequence-specific DNA binding; protein binding; DNA-binding transcription factor activity, RNA polymerase II-specific. The annotation marks the transcript as partial. NCBI's taxonomy places the organism in Eukaryota, Metazoa, Chordata, Actinopteri, Perciformes, Anarhichadidae. Gene Ontology annotation, cellular component: nucleus. The transcript has 7 exons.